AUGAUUUGCUACAAGAAAUCCUUAAUUUUUAAGGAGACUUACAAUGUUGAACUGCAUUCAAAUAAAAUUGUAUUACAAAAUAUCAAAAGCAAGAUUACACAUAUACUGCGAUUAGAAUAGGAUUCCGUUGUGGAUUGGAAGUUGGAUAAAAAGAAUUGUAAUGUUCUUGCUUUGGGUAUUCAGAUUGAUAAUAAAUGGGAAUAUUUCUAUAUGAAAUAAUAAAAUCUAACUCUACUAAAGGAUUUUCUUGACGGGAAAGUUCAAUAUCAUGAUAUUUUUAAAUUGUAUCAAAUAGUAGGCUUUCUUGGUAAAGGAGCCUUUGGAAAAGUUUUCAAAUGUUAAAAUAUAUCCAAUGGGAGAAUGGUCGCUUGCAAGUCGCUGAAGUAGAGUAGCAAAUACAAUGAGAAGGAUUUUGUGAAUGAAGUAUAAUGUAUGUAGAAUCUCAAGCAUCCAAAUCUGGUGUAACUUAAAGAGUUUUGUAAAGAGGAACAAUGCUUUUACAUUUUCAUGGAAUAUGUUGAGGGAGAGACAUUGAAAAAUCUGAUAAAAAGGGAUUCGUUAGAUGAGAAAGAGAAGUUGAUUAUCGUUUAAUAAUUAUUAUCAGUGGCCAAUUAUUUUCACUCAGAAGGAUACAUAUAUAGAGAUUUUAAACCAGAAAAUAUUCUUUUCAUAGAGAACAAUGUCAACAAACUAAAAUUGAUAGAUUUCGGACUUACAAUUAGGAUCGAUGAGAUAGUUCGUAACAAAUAUCAGGUAUGUGGUACUCUCGGUUUUAUUGCUCCUGAGGUAUUUUAGAGGACUUACAUAUACGAUUUUAAGUCAGACAUAUUUAGUUUAGGGGCUGUUAUUUAUGAAUUAUUUUCUGGAAUUUAUUUACUGUAAAAUUCUGAUUCAAUGGAGCUGUAGAGUAUGAGUAAGAAAUUCUAAUUCAACAAAGAGAUGCUCUAAAAUAUUAAGAAUCAAACAAUUAGAAAAUUGUUAUAUGGGAUUUUGCAAGAGGAUCCAGUUUUGAGAAUUGACAGUAGGUAGGCACUCGAGAUAUUUCGACAAGCAAAUACAAAUGAUGGUGAGUUGUUGACUACUGAUGCAGAUUGA
Paramecium tetraurelia is the source of this 1095-nucleotide messenger RNA. RefSeq lists its product as uncharacterized. Gene Ontology annotation, cellular component: nucleus; cytoplasm. Lineage: Eukaryota; Ciliophora; Oligohymenophorea; Peniculida; Parameciidae. Gene Ontology annotation, molecular function: protein serine/threonine kinase activity; ATP binding. Gene Ontology annotation, biological process: protein phosphorylation; mitotic DNA damage checkpoint signaling. The transcript is spliced from 6 exons. The record is from RefSeq and is a predicted model, not a curated record.